This is a messenger RNA of Zophobas morio, 1159 nucleotides long. RefSeq lists its product as uncharacterized. The record is from RefSeq and is a predicted model, not a curated record. The transcript is spliced from 2 exons. NCBI's taxonomy places the organism in Eukaryota, Metazoa, Arthropoda, Insecta, Coleoptera, Tenebrionidae. Bases 1 to 1125 code for a protein of 374 amino acids.
AUGGCGCGCUAUUUAGCCCGUAUUUCUGCGAACACGCCGCGUGUCAUCUCCGUUUUAGCCCUCUGUAGACCCUCGCCCCACUUUUCUUCCAAAUUCGAAGUCGACAUUAUGGAUGAAUUCACGUCCCAGUUGAUGCAAAGAAAAAUAGGCAAGUGGGACCAGAAAAAACGCAAAUAUGACGCUUUUUUAGAAACCCCAACGCCAAAAUUAGAAGACAAACAAACCAAUACAGUCACGGAAAAAGUGCGGCCGGAUAAUCUCGGCCUCAUGUUUCAAAAUUUAUUGGACAAUGAAGACACAGAGGGGGUUGUUCAGUUGAUAAAGUCGUGUGUUAAGCACAACGCGGCGCCCCCAGCGACCGCGGUGAUAAAUAUUGCCUCGGUUUGUGCUCACAGCGGAGAAAGAGACACUCUUGUACAACUACAAGAGUUAUGCCAACGCCACCAUCCACAACUAUUGAAGGAAAAUUCACAGUUUAGAGACUUUCUAGCGCAGGCUGUAUGGGUCAGAGGUGACGUUUCAAAAGCUUUGGAGAUGUUUGAAGACGUGUAUCGAGAAAAUGCCUACUUGCGUCGAAGAAUCAGGCUCAUGUUGAAGUAUUUGAUUGCUGAUUUGGUGACAAAUGGCAGCGAGGCGGCGCUUGGAAACAUGAUUAGUUUUUCAGAACGCAUUGUUAAGGAUUUCCAAGACUUUUUUCCAUUGGCUUGCGUAUGGCAAGGGUGUUUUUUAAGUGAGUGGUUUACCGAUCAAAGGGUCGCUUUAGAACUUCUAGAGAAGCAUAAUGGCUUGUGCAAGUCUGUGAUCAAUAGGAUACCUUACGUAGUUUUCAUUUCUUUGAAGUGUCACAGGACUGAGGUUGUCUACAGGUUGUUGGAAAUACUGUUGAAGUAUAGGAUGAAGCCCCAGUAUUCAAGUGUGUUGGGGUCACUUCUGGAUUAUCAGUUUAGGCGCGGCGACUGGACCCGCUGCUCUGAAAUAAUCAACUGGGCCGUGGACAACGAGGUGCCGUUGCCUCAGAAGCACCACAUUCAACUGAUCAACCUCAUUCUUAACCAAAAAAUGAAAACUCCGCUCGCCCCUAUAGAAAAGAAAGCUGAAGACCGCAACUACGAGUUUAAAUUUUAGUAAAAUAAAACUGCAAAUAAUAUAAAUGUUUUAA